AUGCUACGACUCUCCUCCCUUUUAAUGACUGCUGGUGCAUUGUUGCUCGCUAGUCAACAAGCACAAGCAGCCAACCAACGUGCUCAAGUCGUUGAUGCUACCAACUUUUGUACGUUCUUGCCGCCCGUUGACGAAGCUGAUCGAGAGAUCUCGGACACCGAGUGGAAUGCCCAAGCGUUUUGUAUGGGUGAUACACCUGAAGCUGAAAGUGCUGGAGCCAUUCCUGAUGGUUUCAUUCAAUCGGCCCACUUUGUUGCAACCGAUGACUACGUUCAAAUUACUGGUCAAAUUGAUCCCACCAAGGCUAACUUGGAUAUCAAGGAUUGGGGAGGUCAAUAUGAUGUCAAGGCACCUGAUGGUUCCAAAUGUGCCGGCUGGACUUAUUACGUUAAUUUGAUUGAGCCUGCCAGCUACACUUGGUGUAUUCGUUGCUGCAAUGAUGACAGGCUGUGCAACCGUGGUAUUAGUGAGAAGGGCUGUGAGCACAUUAUCCCUGGUGACUACAGUGGUCCUAUGGAUACAUCCAUUACUGCUCCAGCUGGUGGUAGCGGAAGUGCUGCAAGCAAUCCCACCACCAGUGCCCCUACUACAACCAGCGAUUCCAGUGAUUCAAACUCCUCAUCAGCUUCGCAAACAUCUACUCCAACAAGCAGCAGCAGCAGCAGCAGCAGCAGCAGUGAUGCUGAUGGUGAUAAGAAUAAUGGUAGCAACGGCAAUGGUGAUGGCAACUCGUCUCCUUCAUCUAGCAACAACCCAUCCACCGGCAAUGGUAAUGGUGACAACAACGGCAACGGUGGUGAUCAAAAUGGCUCUAAUGGUGCUGACAAUGGCACCUCUGCUCAACCAUCAGCUGCUCAAUCAUCCGAUAAUGCCGAUCCUAAUGCAUCUGCUUCAUCAUCGGAUUCUGCUGCUAGUGUUGCUCCUUCGUCCUCGAUUGCAGUUUCUUCUUCGGCCGCAAUUUCUUCCUCGUCUUCUCAACCAGCUCAAUCAUCUCCUGCUGCUAGUGCUUCUGACAACAAUAAUGCCCAAUCCUCUGACAGCGUUACUGCUCAAGAGGCUGAUGAUCAAGAAAGCAGCGCCAACAUUAUGGGCUAUUCUUCGACAUUGAUCGUUUCAACUUUGGUGUUGGUCAUGGCCAUGUCUUUGUAG
Molecule: messenger RNA, 1149 nt
Organism: Lichtheimia ornata
Lineage: Eukaryota; Fungi; Mucoromycota; Mucoromycetes; Mucorales; Lichtheimiaceae
Exons: 3
Coding region: 1-1149 (382 amino acids)
Source: RefSeq, a predicted model, not a curated record